UCUUACGGUUGGUUUGUGAACUGCAAAAUCCACAAAGAAGAGGGAAGCGUCUGCUGCGCCCCUGGGUCGUUUUAAAUUUGCCUUUAAAACAUCACCGAAACCUUAAACAUCGUAAACUUAAACAACCGCUAGCUAUGGCAGAGGGAGACAACAAAAGCGCCAACGUACUCGCCCAGGAGACGGCCCAGCUGGAGGAGCAGCUGCAGGGCUGGGGAGAGGUUAUCCUGGCCGGGGACCAGGUCCUGCGCUGGAAGAAACCAUGGUUCCCUGGAGCCCUGAUGGCAGCCACCACACUGGUCUUCAUGAUGAUCUACUACCUGGACCCCUCGGUGCUGACCGGCCUGUCUUGCACUGUCAUGCUGCUGUGUCUGUUUGACUACCUGGUGCCUACCCUCGCACCCCGCAUCUUCGGAUCCAACAAGUGGUCUUCAGAGCAGCAGCAGCGUUUCCAUGAGAUCUGUGGUAACCUGGUGAAGACUCAGCGUCGCAUCCUGGGCUGGUGGAAAAGACUCUUCUCGCUCAAGGAGGAGAAACCCAAGAUGUACUUUGCGUCGGUGAUCAGCAGUCUGGUGGCGGUGGCCUGGAUGGGACAGCAAGUCCACAACCUUUUCCUCACCUACCUGAUCGUGAGUUUCCUGCUCCUGCUUCCUGGUCUGAACCAGCAUGGCGUCAUAAGCAAGUAUGCUGGCAUGGCCAAGAGAGAGAUCAACAAACUGCUGAAACAGAAGGAAAAGAAGAACGAGUAGGAAGAAAGAGGAGGAGAAGAAGGGAUCUGUGAGAUGAGACGAACGAGAGAGAAGAAGAAAAUGAGAGGAAGGAGAAACCCGUAGAUCAAACAUAAAAGAAAAGAAGCUUCAACUAAGUACUUCUGUACUUCCUCAGUCUGCUCAGAUCAACUCUACACACGCCCUCUCCCCCCUUGACCUGUCACCUAACCAACCAAUCACCUGGCGGGAUAUGUUUUUCAACAGGAAGUGUUUUUCCACCUAUCCUCCCACGCAUGCAGUCAUUCGCCACGUCGGUCAAGGCUUAAGUUCACGAGUAGACCACACUGAAACAUUACAACGCACACAUAUGAACCCCCCCCCCCCCCCCCCCCACACACACACAUGGAGGUGGCCCCCCGCUGUGUCUGUCUCUAGAUCCUAUAUGAAGGUGUUUAAGAUGCCAGUCACUUAUUAUUGCUUUUGAAGUCCGAGGAAAGACUACUGAACAGAAACCUCUAGCAAUAUUAUUAUCCAACACCCCACACAUAUAAUACCAUCACAAUACAAUAUAUAAUCAAACUCAAUCUCCCAGUGAGGAUGGUUAGUUUAAUGGACAUACUGAUGGUAGGUAGUGUCAGUAAUUAUAUCUCCCAGUGAGGAUGGUUAGUGUAAUGGACAUACUGAUGGUAGGUCGUGUCAGUAUUGUUUCAGGAGGCUGGGACACCGCUGCUGUUGUUGUUUCUGCCAUCGUUCCUUUACCUUUCAGAUUCCUGCUUCUGUCUGUCUUUUAAGAUUGCACUGAAACCGUAGCAGAAACUGGAGUUUAGAGUAGAGAAGCAGACCUAGGUGACGUCCCACGUGGCACCCUAUUCCCUAUGUAGUGCAAUGCACCUAUAGGCCCUGGUCAAGAGUAGUGCACUGUCUAGGGAAUAGGGUGCCAUUUGUGACUCAAGCCUAGUCUGGUGACAUUUGGAAUAUAUAAUUCUGGGUCUGUGUCUGAAAUGGCACCCUAUUCCCUAUGUAGUGCACUACCCCUAUAGGCCCUGGUCAACAGUAGUGCACUAUCUAGAGAAUAGGGUGCUAUUUAAGACGCCGCCCUGGUGUGAGCUGACACUGGUUCAGAGGCACAGACCUAGGAUCAGCGUAACCUGCCCCCUACCCUGACCUUACUGUCUAGUCCAGGUGAUCUUUAUCCUAGUAGUCCCACUGCUGUAACGCUGCUAGCUGGACCUGCUAGAGUCCUUUAUCUGUCCCGCUAUCCCUGUCUCACGACAGUCUAAACCCAGCUCACGUUCCCUAUUAGUGGGUGAACAAUCCAACGCUUGAUGAAAUCUACUAAUAACGCUGUUAGCUGGACCUGCUAGAGUCCUUUAUCUGUCCCUUUAUCCCUCUCUCUCUGGUUGGGGGGCCUGUGAUUGUAAAUACGCCAAUCCUCUUCCUAUCUUUAUCUCUGUCUUGUCUGUGUUAUAUUCUUUACCUACUAUCUCGCUGUUCCUCUCCUCCAUUUCAUCUGCUGUUUUGAGUUCUCUACAAACAAUGAAUAAAGUCUGAUUUAAAUGGA
Molecule: messenger RNA, 2268 nt
Organism: Salvelinus namaycush (lake trout)
Lineage: Eukaryota; Metazoa; Chordata; Actinopteri; Salmoniformes; Salmonidae
Product: ADP-ribosylation factor-like protein 6-interacting protein 1
Exons: 6
Coding region: 135-746 (203 amino acids)
Source: RefSeq, a predicted model, not a curated record